UUGCGCUUCACUUUUGUCUCCAGCUGUCCGCGUUAGAGAUACAGUUUGGGUACAGCAAGUUUAGUCAUUACAAAAAUUAAAUUUUCACAAAAAUAAGAUGUCGGGACGAUGAAGCGACUCCUCGGUCCUGCAGGCUGAGUGUCACUGAGAGAGACGCAUGCAGCAGUGCUCACCGCCAGUUUCAGAGGAAGGAGAUGAAAUGUCUGCUGUUAAAGAGAAGCCGGGUCGACUCUCUGAUCAGAGAAGGAUCAGUGAGAACUCGAAGGUGUACCGGUGGCCCGAACAAGCCGCUUACCUCCUGCAAGGUUUAAAUGAGCAGCGAGAAUGCGGUCAGUUGUGUGACGUGGUGUUGGUGGCGAACGGGAGACGUAUCCACGCCCACCGCGCCCUCCUGGCCGUGUCCAGCCCGUACUUCCAAGCCAUGUUCACGCUUGGUAUGAAAGAGGAACGUCAAGCUGAAGUGGAGCUCGUAGGCGCCUCGUACGUCGGGGUUAAAGCGGUCGUGGACUUCCUCUAUAGCGGCGAGUUACCCCUCGAUGGUGGAAACAUCGACUACGUCCUGGAGACGGCUCACCUGCUGCAGGUCUGGCAGGCUGUCGAUUUCUGUUGUCAGUACCUGGAGAAAGAGGUGAACGAGGACAACUAUCUGUACCUGCAAGAGCUGGCGAUGCUUUACAGCUUGGAGCGACUCGAUGCCUUCGUAGACCGCUUCAUUCUGGAGCGAUUCACCUCACUAUCCGGCACGCCCAAGUUCUUAAAAGAUGUCGGACUGUCCAAACUCUGUUCCUACAUAGCCAGCGAAGACGUGCAGCACGAGAGCGAGCAAGCCCUCCUUCAGGCAGCGAUUCAAUGGCUCAACCAGAAGCCUGAGCGCUUGCCGUUCGCCCGUCAGCUCCUGUGCCACAUCCGCUUGGCCCUGAUUCCACCGGUGGAGCUGGCGGAGCACGUCCUGCCUGCUGUACGCUCUUUGUUGCCUGCAGAUUCAGGCUGCCAGGCGCUGGUGGAGGAAGCCCUAAGCUACCAUGCUCACGUCAGUGCCCAGCCCGUACUACAGACAGCACAGUCAGCUCUGAGAGGAGGAGUGGAGCGCCUGUUGCUGGUCGGAGGAGAGGUGUACGAGCGUGGUGAAGAGCUGAGUACCGACGUGAGCUGGCUAGAUGAAGAAGCAGGAGUGUGGGUGGUGGAGACGCAACUACCCGCUCAGAGGAGCCACCACUGUGUGGCGGUGUUGGGCGGGUUCAUCUUUAUCGCCGGGGGGAGCUCAUCACGGGAUAACGGAGGAGACGCAGCAAGUAACGUACUCUACCGAUUCGAUCCACGGAACAACACGUGGUCCAAGGGUGCCAGUAUGAACCAGCGUCGAGUGGAUUUCUAUCUGGGAACCAUGGGAGACUGUGUGAUUGCUGUCGGGGGACGCAAUGAAAGCGGUGCUCUAUCAUCUGUUGAGGUCUACCAUCCGGUGGAGGACUACUGGAGCUAUGUAGCAGGCCUGCCAAGGUUAACUUAUGGUCAUGCAGGCACCACACACAAAGGCGUAGUGUACAUCUCAGGAGGCCAUGACUAUCAGAUCGGACCUUACCGACGCGACAUGCUCAGUUACGCCCCUUCUGCCAGCGACACGUGGACAGAGCGGCAGGCCAUGACGCUGGCUCGUGGCUGGCAUUGCAUGGCGUCACUUCACGACCGGAUCUAUGUAAUCGGUGGCAGUGAUGACCACGAGGACAGCAUGGAGCGCUUUGAUGUGCUAGAAGUAGAGGCCUAUGACCCGCACACCGAGCAGUGGAGCACUGUAGCGCCGCUGCGCCACCCGAACAGCGAAGCAGCUGUUGCUGUCUGGGACAGUAAGAUCUAUGUAAUGGGAGGCUACACCUGGGAGCACAUGGACUUCUCAGAAAACACUCAGGUGUUCGUUCCCGAGAAAGGCCAGUGGGUGAUGGGACCUAACCUGCCCAGGUACAUUGCCGGAGCCUCGGCGUGUGUAUGCACGGUCCGAGCUCGGCAGUGCUGCAGCACUGAACAGAACAGGACAGGAGGGAAGGAGAAAGACAAGCAAAACACGAGUCAGAGACAAGACAGAUGACUGGAAGUGCAAAAGCAGUGGUUCGAUAAUGUGCCCUAAGGGGGCAGUUAUUCUCCCAAACAUGCAGGUUACAGCACCAAGCACACAAGCCUUUAUCAGAUAUCAGUAUUUGUAGGCUGCUUAUGGAGGACUUUGUCUGAAUUUAGCUGAAACAAGUUGGAAUCUGACGGUUACGAAGGUGUGAUGUGAGUUGUGCGCCUUCAGUCAUUUACCAUUCAGGGUUAUUCCGUGCUGUAGGAGUAACAUGGUGUGUCGCUCAGGCUUGUGCUAAAAAGGUGUGCUUCAUCGCUGGGUUGUGUGAAAAGUUUGCAUUUCUCAAUAAUGACAUGGAAGAGUACAAGCAAUCAUUUUAUUCAUUCUCUUAGUUUAUUUUUUGUGUAUGGCACAAAGACAGUUUGGCACAAACACUGUCUGAUGAUUUAUUAAACAACUUGUUAGGGUAAACAUUGUUUGGGUUCUAAAUUGAAGCACCCACAAUGAGAUAAAGUCAGCAUCUGUAAGUCUUAUGUAUCCAGCCUUAACGACCCUUCACUUAAAGGGGUAGUUAGGAUGAGAUUUGAACCUGUUCAACAAAAACACAAAACAUACCAUUAUUACACAUUGAUAUGUUUUCAUUUUUGGGCUGCUCUGUAAAAACAGCUACAUUUUAAACAGCUAGAAUUGCAGUGUAAGCCGUGUGUUUACUCUUACUGUUCAAAGACGGCGGCCUUCCAGCCACGGUUCAGAGACCUAAGCGUACUCAUGUCCUCCGCGUCCAGGCAGAAAUCAAAGAUCUGCAAUUGCACAUCAGGACAUGGUUGUAGGCGUUACAGGAAAUGGCUUUAUUCUGAAAUACUCUUCAUCUAAACCAACCUACAAUUUGCUUAAAAAUAAAAUGUGAAAGUAAGUUUCAGACGAACAUUAAGAUCUGAUGUUAAAUGCAAGUGGUUAUCGUUGGAAAGCUGAAUCUAAAACUGUUUUCUGUUAUUUUCUUCUUUCCUCUUCAAACAGCAAUGUUCUCAUGAAUAUUUAUAUUCAUAAAAUAAAUAAAUACAGUUGAACCUUG
Molecule: messenger RNA, 3125 nt
Organism: Clarias gariepinus (North African catfish)
Lineage: Eukaryota; Metazoa; Chordata; Actinopteri; Siluriformes; Clariidae
Gene: klhl36
Product: kelch-like family member 36
Exons: 5
Coding region: 158-2080 (640 amino acids)
Molecular function (GO): cullin family protein binding
Source: RefSeq, a predicted model, not a curated record